Messenger RNA from Aspergillus mulundensis, 1827 nucleotides. RefSeq lists its product as uncharacterized. The transcript has a single exon. NCBI's taxonomy places the organism in Eukaryota, Fungi, Ascomycota, Eurotiomycetes, Eurotiales, Aspergillaceae. The record is from RefSeq and is a predicted model, not a curated record. Gene Ontology annotation, molecular function: DNA binding. The coding region runs from base 1 to 1827 and encodes 608 amino acids. Gene Ontology annotation, biological process: regulation of DNA-templated transcription.
AUGGACGAUCAAGUGGUGCCUAAUGACGCCUUUCUCGAAUCGCUGCAACAUCCCCAACUCAAUGAACGUGGGGUAACCGCAGAUGCCCCGGCUGCCCCAGCGGGGAGUUGGCCGAUUCCGACGGAGGACGACCUUUUCUUCGACUGGGACGCUCUCUACGGGGUGCAGGACCCAAAUUUCGGAUUCUUACCGAGCGAAAGGACAUCAUGGUCGUCGCAAACGCUCGACUUUACACAAACGCAGUUUGAGACACCCCCGAUCGUGAACCCAACCCCGCUCUCUGGAGCUGCAGUGGGAAGGGAUUGGGCGAUCAGUGAAUUUGAGCCAGCGAACCUCAACAACCCUGAACCUGAACCGCUGGAGCAAGUACAGGCGGAUACUAGGAGUACGCCGAUCGUGUUGCCGGGCUUCAACAAUGUUGCCGAGUGGUUAGAUGGGGCGUAUCGGCCUGCGAAACCCUGCGACCAUUGCCGCAGACAUCGGCUGCAGUGUUUGAUUCUGCGGCGGACAACGCAUAACCCGAAUCCGGUGCCGUCGUGCUCGAGUUGCGUUGGUUUGUUCCGUCCUUGUAGCUUUGGGCGCGGCGAGAAGCGCCAGCCGUCGGGGUUUGAGACGCUCUCGCCGGUCCUUGGGCAUCUGCAUGGUGUCAUUGAAGAGGGGGAUGGAAAUAGGGAUGGAGGCGAGGCGUCACGAGAACCGGGCUCGAAAGAGACGAAGCAGUUUGUCAGGAAAGGGGCGCGGGUACUACGGGACUGGUUCUAUCGCAAUGAGGACUUCCCGUAUCCGUCCGAGGAGGAGAAGGCUCGUCUUGCGGCGGAGACGGGGUUUUCGAGACAGAGGAUCUCGACUUGGUUUGCGAAUGCCCGGCGUCGGCAUAAGCAGCAGCGGCAGGCGAGGGCGUCGACUAAGGUAUUCCGCGCUGGAUCGCCGAUGCCGACGAGCGAUGUGGCUUCUUUGACUCCGAUGGAGCGAUGGCAGGCGUCGCCGCCAGAUGAGGAGCCCGUGUCUGAGGCUGUGAUUAGAGAGGCUAUUGCUACGUCUGCGGGGUCGGAUGCUUCUGGUCAUCAGAGCCAGGUGGAAUCGCCAGCGACGGAUAUUUCGUCUGGGUUGGAGGGGUCCUCGCUUGCAUCGUCGUUAUCAAGCUUCGGCAUCCUCGCAUCAGAUGCAUCUGAUAGUAGUUCGUCCGCUUGGAGUUAUCAAUCUGGAGAAGGACCUUUACGACCACGGCCAUAUCGCCGACCAUCAUCUGGACGACGAGGAGGACGGAAGCGCAUCGCAGAGGAUGGGCACUAUCAGUGCACCUUUUGCCUGCAAUCAUUCAAGAAGAAGCACGACUGGUCCAGACACGAGAAGAGCGUGCAUCUCCCGCUCGAUGUCUGGAUCUGCACGCCAAACCUUAGAGAACUAGAAGAUAACUUACCUCUCGCAGAAUGCAGGUUCUGCGACCACCAGACUCCUACCCCGGAGCACUGGGAAAGCCACGACUUCAGGGAAUGUGCGACCAAGCCUCUACCUGAACGUUCGUUUAGUCGAAAAGACUACCUCUGGCAGCAUUUGCGCAAGUUUCACGGAUGCACGCGAUACCCAGUGCCGAACCUUGAAGUGUGGAAAUCCUCACAAAGUGAAAUUCUCAGUCGCUGUGGUUUCUGUGCAGCGUCUUUACCCAGCUGGUCGGCGCGCGCAGACCACUUGGCGACGCAUUUCAAGGAAGGCUGUCGGAUGUCGCUGUGGGCGGGCGACUGGGGAUUUGAGGAUUCAGUCCUUGCAAACCUCAGGAAUGCCGUCUUGCCAGAGCAGCGCUAUAUGCUAACUAUGGCAUCAGUAUAA